Messenger RNA from Pieris napi, 1613 nucleotides. RefSeq names its product retinoid-inducible serine carboxypeptidase-like. The transcript has 9 exons. The record is from RefSeq and is a predicted model, not a curated record. Gene Ontology annotation, molecular function: serine-type carboxypeptidase activity. NCBI's taxonomy places the organism in Eukaryota, Metazoa, Arthropoda, Insecta, Lepidoptera, Pieridae. Gene Ontology annotation, biological process: proteolysis. Bases 297 to 1580 code for a protein of 427 amino acids.
AGUGCAACCUUGGUUACCUUUUAAAAUGUUAUAGGGCGCUAAUGUGACAAUAUACGUAUACGCUCUAGUACGCAAUUAUGUUGGUAAUUAAUAUAUCGGAUGUCCUCUACGUCUAACUAAAAACACGUGACGAAAAUUGUGGCGAUCAGGAUAAUCCUUUAAUCCGUUCAUUUAGCGUUUUAGUUAAUUUAAAAUUACAAUGAUCUCACCGCGAACAGUUUUUAGCGCAUUCGAACACUAUGCUUCAAAGCUAUCGUGUGCUUGUUUAUUGAAAAGUCCUAAUGUACUAAAUAAUUAUGAAGUGUAUUUAUAUAUUACUUGUUUUGCUUCACGGGCUAAUCUUAGCUGCAUGUGAAGUUCCAGAAUCAAAUAAAUAUCUAGAAGCCCUACGUCAAAGACCUUGGAAAUCAGUUCAUAAAUAUAUCGAAGUUAGACCUGGGGCAUUUCUAUUUUACUGGCUAUACUAUGCUGAUUCGACGAGGGCAGGCGCAGAUCAAAAACCCUUGAUAAUCUGGAUUCAAGGUGGUCCGGGGAAUGCUGCGAGUGGAAUUGGCAAUUUUUGCGAGCUUGGGCCUUUGAAAACAGAUAUGUCACCACGAAAUUACACAUGGGUGAAUGGUAGAAACAUUUUAUUAAUUGACCAUCCAGUCGGUGCGGGAUUUAGUUACGCCGUCAACACAUCUUUAUAUGUGACAAGCGAUAGAGAAGCAGUAAAAGAUUUGCUGCGGUUUACGAAGGCCUUUUUCAAAAUUCAUAAGGAAUUUCGUAAAACACCGACUUAUGUUGUCGGCCAAAGCUAUGGUGGUAAAUUGACUGCAAGGUUGGGAUAUUUUCUACAUACGGCUAUAGAGAGAAAACGUAUAAAGAUGAACUUCAAGGGAAUUGGGAUUGGCGGAGGUUGGAUAGACACUAGUGAGACUUCUAAGCAGCAACCACGUUUUUUGUUUGAUAUGGGUUUAAUAGACAUCAAAGCCUUUAGGACAGCUACAAAAAUAGCUGAAAAUAUCAGCAGUCUCAUUAAAACAAGGAAUUAUUCGAAGGCGGGACAACUCGACUACGUUAUGUUUGAUACAAUAAUGGACGACGCGUCCUACGGAUAUGAUAUGAUAAAUUUGGAAAAUGUCAAUCAUUAUAGCUACAGAUUACUUUUAAAAAAACUAGAUGAGAAUAUGAAUAUGUUUGUUAAACCGACUCUUAACGUUAAUCAAAGUAUCAAUUGGCAACAUCUGACAUAUGAUGUCUAUUUUAGCUUGCAAAAUAGCUUUGUUGAGCCUGGUACUAAAUUUUUAGAAAUUCUACUAAAUCGAACAAACUUAAAAGUUGUUGUGUAUAAUGGAAAUUUGGAUGCAGUGACGCCAUUGUGUGGUGCAACAAAUUGGGUACAUAAUUUGAAAUGGCACGGUGCAAAACACUUUUUCGAUGCGAAAAGAGUGCCAAUACGAGGUGAAAGAAGCGGCUUCUACAAAACAUACGGAAAAUUGAGUUUUUGGGCAGUGUUCGGUUCCGGGCAUUGGGUCCCCGAAGACAAUCCAACCGCUAUGGAGCAGAUUUUACAAUUUUUAACUCAGAAUGAUUCUUAACAUGUUAAUUAUGGGUGUAAGAAAUAAAAGGAA